This is a messenger RNA of Drosophila erecta, 906 nucleotides long. RefSeq lists its product as uncharacterized. Gene Ontology annotation, biological process: tRNA processing. NCBI's taxonomy places the organism in Eukaryota, Metazoa, Arthropoda, Insecta, Diptera, Drosophilidae. Bases 109 to 642 code for a protein of 177 amino acids. The transcript is spliced from 2 exons. The record is from RefSeq and is a predicted model, not a curated record. Gene Ontology annotation, cellular component: nucleolar ribonuclease P complex.
UUUGGCGUUCCGGAAACGGCCAUACCGCGACGCCCAUGUGUUUUCAAAUGCAACAAGAGCGCAAAACUCAUUAAAUCUACCAGCUCUGUGCAACGAAACCCGAAGAAUAUGGGGAGGGACAAGAAGAAGCACGUGAGCCAGCGGGACAUAGCCUCACGUAUGAACUUUCUGUUCCAGGCCUCCAACCUAAUGGCAGCAGGCAAUCAAGCCAAACUAGCCGCCUACUAUGGCAAACUCUGCCGGAAUGUGGGCACCAAGGCAACUAUGCACAUGGCCCCGGCCUUGAAGCGUUUCCUGUGCAGGCGCUGUUCCCUUCCCCUGAUUCCCGGAGUGAAUACAGAGCUCCAGGUGGCCGGAGCACCCAAGGAGGCGACUGCUCCGGAUGCUCCCUCAAGCGGGGAAGCCGAAACGAAGAAAAAGCGAAAUCGCAGGCAGCGUAAGAAGCCCAAAAGCAAGAACUCAGGGAACGCCCAGGCAUCUGAGGUCCAAGUCGACGAAAGCACUGAACGUAUCUCUCUGUUUUUAGAGUGCUCACUCUGCUCAGGCCGGCGAACCUUCUCGGCGAACAGUCAAAGAGACUGCUGGUUGGAGCAGCCGCAAUCCGUAGUGCAAGUGGUGUCUUUCGCCGAAGAGAUAGAUUAGCGAUUAGCUGAAGCUUUGCUAAUCAGUCAGCCUGCCUCUUGUAGCCGCAAUCCGUAGUGCAUGUGGUGUCUUUCGCCGAAGAGAUAGAUUAGCGAUUAGCUGAAGCUUUGCUAAUCAGUCAGCCUGCCUCUUGUACUAUCGCCUGAUGGUUCGGCAGUUGACCCCGGAAUGCUGAGCUGUAGGCAACUGAUUUCUCGGCUGCUCCCUUUUCGGAAAACAAGCACAUUUGCUUGUGUGCGAGCCGCCGACUAUGUGGAAGUACAG